UGGAUGACACGGCAUAUUACUAAGCGCGAAAUGAAGAAGUUAGAGUUUACCAGAGGUUAACACUGUGUGAAUAAUAUAAAUGAUGACUGAUACGACAAAUGAGUAAAAAUCAAGAAAUUCUGGACAGCUAACAUCAAAAAUGAGUAAUUAAGUAAUUUUUUCCGUGCUAAACUCUAAUUUCGUUCAUUUCGCGCUUAGUAAUAUGCCGUGUCAUCCAAACAUUUGUCGAUGGAUUGAAUCAAUAGUGGAUGAAGACGUCCUAGCACAUAAGAAAUAUCAACAAGAAUUAACUGGACAAAAAUCAUGCAAGAAGCAACUUGUAUCAACUAAGAAUCAAGAGUUUAAAUUGUAUUUAAAUAAAGAAGCGUAUGAACUGGGUGAAAUGAGUCUUGAAGAAUAUAUGUCAAGUGUACGGGCACUAGUUUAUCGCUAUAUGGACGAAAUAUCACAAUCAAAUUAA
Messenger RNA from Didymodactylos carnosus, 460 nucleotides. NCBI's taxonomy places the organism in Eukaryota, Metazoa, Rotifera, Eurotatoria, Philodinida, Philodinidae. The record is from the annotation of a GenBank genome assembly.